AAGACAAAGAACCUGAUUCUAAUCAAUAAUAUCAUUGGAACUAUGAGUAUCUCCACGUUUCUGCAGAUUCCUGCUGCUUCAACUAAGCAUCAUCUUGGAGUUUCAUGGCGACCAAUUUCAACUCAGACCAGCUUGAUCUCUUGCAUCAAACCUCGGUGCCAUUUAUCACUCAUGCCUCAACCAACACCAAAGGCACUUAACAAUCUCCCUUCUAUGGUUAAUAACUGCACCAGAACCAUGGAAGAACUGCGAGAAAGAACCCAGAAAGAAUUGCUAACGCCAGCCAAUCCAACUGCUUCUCUGAAGCUGAUUGAUUCAAUCCAACGGCUAGGACUCGGGUAUCACUUUGAAGAAGAAAUCAGUAUGCUACUUGAAAGAUUUGUGGAUUGGAAUCCUGAUGACCAAGAUCUCCUUGCCACUGCUCUUCGCUUCCGAUUGCUGAGGCAUAAUGGCUUCCCAGCUUCUUCUGAUGUUUUCAGUGAAUUCAAGGGCAGAGACGGGAAAUUCAAGCAGUCUUUGAGCAAAGACCCACUGGGUUUGUUAAGCCUAUACGAAGCAUCUUAUUUAGGCACAAAGGAAGAAGAAGAAUUGGUGCAAGCCAUGGAAUUCACAAGAACCCACCUGCAGAAAAGAUCAUUUUCACUCCUACCAUCUCAGCACAGAAGGCAAGUUGUUCAAGCCUUGGAGGUUCCUCGGCACUUGAGGAUGUCAAGAUUGGAAGCCAGAAACUACAUUGAUGAAUACAGCAGAGAAAGCAACCACAGCCCAGACCUUCUGGACUUAGCCAAGUUAGAUUUUAAUGCAGUUCAACAACUCCACCAAAAAGAGCUGGUUGAGAUCAUUAGGUGGUGGAAACAACUGGGUCUAGUUGAGAAGCUUGGUUUUGCCAGAGAUCGACCAUUAGAGUGCUACUUAUGGACUGUGGGAAUAUUCCCAGAGCCAUAUAAUUCUAAUUGCCGUAUUGAGUUAACAAAAACCAUAGCUAUCUUACUAGUUAUUGAUGAUAUUUUCGACACUUAUGGUUCAUUACCUGACCUUGUUCUCUUCACCGAAGCCACUCGAAGGUGGGAUCUUAGUGCAAUGGAGUCACUUCCUGAAUAUAUGAAGAUAUGUUACAUGGCACUAUACAACACUACUAAUGACAUUGCAUACAUGGUACUCAAACAACAUGGAUGGAGCAUCGUCCCACACCUAAAAAGGACGUGGAUAGACAUGUUUGAAGCGUUCUUAGCAGAAGCAAAAUGGUUCAACAAAGAAUAUGUUCCAAGCCUUGAGGAAUACCUAGUUAAUGGGGUAACAACAGGUGGCACUUACAUGGCAUUGGUUCAUUCCUUUUUUCUCAUGGGCCAAGGUGUUAAUAAACAGACUCUGGCUUUGAUGGAACCUUAUCCUGACCUUUUCACUUUCUCUGGAAAAAUUCUUCGCCUGUGGGAUGAUCUUGGAACUGCAAGGGAGGAGCAAGAAAGAGGGGAUGUGGCAUCAAGCAUAGAAUGUUUUAUGAGAGAAAGUAGAAUUUCUGGUGAGGAUGAAGCAAGGAAACAAAUCAGGGAGCUUAUUCGUAGCCUAUGGAUAGAGCUCAAUGGUGAGUUGGUGGCUCCAAGUUCAAUGCCUCUAUGCAUAGUUAAUGCUUCUUUUAACCUAGCGAGAACUGCCCAAGUUGUCUACCAACAUGGAGAUGACAAGAAGGGCUCAAGUGUGGAUGAUCAAGUACAAGCAUUGAUCUAUAAACCAAUCCCAUUGGAUGAUGAAGCAAAGGUUGUGCAUGACUUAGAAACUAUGGUGGUCAUCUAAAUGUAGAUUUUAUUAUUGUUAUUAUUUGGGCAAUUUACCUGUUUUUUUAUCCCAGAAUUACAUCAAAAUAAACAUUAUAUCUCUCAAUUUGUAAAAUUUAAUGGUUUGAUCAAUAUAUUUUCAUUUUGUUAAUAUAAAAAAUAUUUUUCGUAAAAAAA
Molecule: messenger RNA, 1949 nt
Organism: Manihot esculenta (cassava)
Lineage: Eukaryota; Viridiplantae; Streptophyta; Magnoliopsida; Malpighiales; Euphorbiaceae
Product: probable terpene synthase 11
Exons: 7
Coding region: 43-1791 (582 amino acids)
Biological process (GO): diterpenoid biosynthetic process
Molecular function (GO): magnesium ion binding; terpene synthase activity
Source: RefSeq, a predicted model, not a curated record